AUGGAACUUUUCUGCAAAAGUGUCCCACAGGACUUGUCAGAAGAGAGCUUCAAACGAGAGUUGACCCCUUUUAUGACGGCUCUGAACAUCUCAGACUGGACAUGCGACAAAGCAAAACGAAGGCCUCAAGGUUGGAUCAAGUUUCUCCGCGCCACAGAUGGUCAGAAGUUCUUGAACAAGCACGGUAAGUACAUACCCGAGGGAGACCAGCAAAUGGGAAAUGAGCCUCCAGGAAAUCCACUGCGUCCAAGGAUCAGGCCGCGCGCUAUUGCCCGCCUCUACAUCCUCAAAACCGCCGUGUAUGUGGAAAAGAGCACCCGGCCUAUCGACAAGCAUGUUAUCGCGCAUCUUAAGCAUGAUCGUGAACAGAAGGCAAAGUCGACUGCUCAGGAUCCGGAAGCACCUACACAAGCCUUCUGGGUUCGAGGUCUCAGCUGCGGCGGCAAUACAUUUCGUGGCCCUGCAAAGACACUCACCUUUGUUGAACAGGUGGCCUUGACCUUGCCCAGUCUCACCAAGGGCAAGUUCACACCGCAGUGGCUGACUAUCGAGGUGGAUUUCGGUGCUCGGUUGGAUUUUCACAACGACUCGAUUCAGGAUCUCAUCGCCAGCCGCAGUGACAAUUCAUUCACGUUGGUUCUUCAAGAGCCACCUCGCAUCUACCGCCCCCAUAGUGCACCAGACAACAAGAAUGUCAAGUGGAAGCGAACUCAGGAGAUGAACGAUUGGGGCUUGUUUCAUGCCUACUCGUCAAGUUGUCUCGUCUAUCGCGUCUAUUUGAUGCAUGCGAGCGACUUUGACAACAUCUUGCGCUUGAUCAAAUCCCGAGACAUCUUGGCCGUCACCAAUCACGAACUUCCGUCAGUGCAAUGGAGCUACAUGGAAGACGCGAGCAUCAACGCCGAUCGAGGACGACAUCAGUUGAUCGAAAGGGCCAAGCGCCUUCUCUCAACUGGACUCAUGCCGUUCCCCAUCUUGUUCCAGGUCCAGGCUCUUGUAUGGAACAACUACAUCAACCCCUCUAGUGGGAUACAACUUUUCGAUAUUUUAGAACAGGUUGCAAUCGACGCCAAGGAGAAGAAGGUUGCCAUUCCUGUUACGACUGAUGCGAUGAAGACGCUGUUUCAGCGAAUCCCUUACCCUUGUCCUGGUACCGACCCCGCAGAGCUGGAUGUGGUGAGCAUCAUGGCGGAGAUCAUGAACGCAGAGUACGAGUAUCGAGACGAAAACCCUCAGAGAGACAGAAUCUACGGAUCCAAACUACCAGAUCACCAGGUCUGGGUUUUCAAAGCUUUGGUCACACCCACACGAGUGCUUCUCCACGGCCCCGAUGCUGAAAGCAAGAACAGAGUGUUGAGAAUGUUUCCGGACAACAAUGACUCGUUUCUACGGGUCAUAUUCUGCGAUGAGGAUGGUCAGGAUUUAAACUUCAACCCUCGUAUCGACAAUGAGGACACUUUCAGUCGGUACCGAAAAGUCAUGGAUGAUGGUAUCGACAUUGCCGGGAGGAAGUAUACUUUUCUCGGGUUCUCUCAUUCUUCAUUGCGCUCCCACUCCGCUUGGUUCGCAUCACUAUUUGUCGAUGGAAACUACCAGAGCCAGACCAUCUCUGUGAUUCUGGAGGCUCUAGGAGACUUCCAGGAUAUCCGAGUCCCAGCCAAGUGCGCAGCACGAAUUGGCCAGGCGUUCUCAGAGACCCCAUAUGCAGUGCCACUGUUCGAAAACAGCAUCACGACUCGCCACAUCCCAGACAUCAAGACCGCCGAUGGCUCACGAGUAUUCAGCGACGGCGUCGGAACAAUUUCCCAGGACGCCCUGGAAGAUGUUUGGAUGUAUCUUCCCAUGCGCUCUGCCGCACCAACCUGUCUUCAAAUCCGCUGGGGUGGCUGCAAGGGAAUGCUCUCGUUGGACACCAGACUUGAGGGCAAGACGUUCUGUAUUCGAAAGGAAUCGAUGAUGAAGUUCCCAAGCAACGAUCUGACGGAGCUUGGAAUCUGUGAUACAUCGUCAAAACCCUUGCGGCUUGUCUUGAAUCGUCAAAUGAUCAAAAUUCUAGAAGACAUGGGGACCCAGAAUGAUUGGUUCCUCGACUUGCAGAACAAGGCGCUCAACGUGUUGCGCGGCGUCACGGCGAGCGCGCACAACACCAGCACAUUCCUGGAAUACCAGGCGAUUGGCGUCAACAUGGGUCUUCCCAAGCUUGUUAAACAGCUGGACAGGAUGGGCAUCGAUUACCGCAGGGACAAGUUUCUCAGAUCGGCUGUUGAGCACGUCGUCCUACGAGAGCUGAGACUUCUCAAACACAAGGCCCGUAUUCCGGUUGAGAAGGGCGUGACUCUCUUUGGUGUCAUGGACGAGACGGGUUUUCUCAAGGAGCGCCAAGUGUAUGUCACGUACGACAAGACGUAUGGUGUGAACAAUGGCAGGCGUAUUAACGCUACGCUUGAGGAUGGGAUCAUCUUGGUCACUCGCUCGCCAGCUCUACACCCAGGAGAUAUCCAAGUCGUCGAGAUGGUGACACCUCCCAAAGGCCAUCCCCUCAGGAACCUCCAAAACUGCAUUGUUUUCAGUCAAAAGGGCGAUCGCGAUCUACCGAGUCAACUGAGCGGAGGCGACCUCGAUGGGGAUUUGUACAACAUCAUCUGGGAUGAGCGGGCCAUGCCGGAGAAGGUCUUUCCUCCAGCCAACUAUCCACGAGUCACGCCUAAGCCACUGGAUCGCGCAGUAACUCCCAAGGACAUUGCCGAUUUCUUUAUCAAUUUCAUGAGAACCGACAUCUUGGGCAUGAUUGCGACACGCCAUGUCAUGUUGGCCGACUCUCACGACUUGGGAACGCUUCAUCCCGAGUGUGUUUCAUUGGCAGAGAUGCACUCUACAGCUGUUGACUUCUCAAAGACGGGUAUCCCAGUGGAGGUCAAGAAAUUGCCAAAGCCACCACGCUUUCGGCCCGAUUUUCUGGCGAUGGCGCCACCACUGAAGCUCUAUGACCUCGGCCAGAUUGAUCAUAUUGGAGAUCCCGAGGAGUACGACGAGGAUGACAUCAUGGCUCGAGCGAAACCAAAGUACUACAAGUCGACAAAGAUCCUCGGCCAUCUGUACCGGAGCGUUGAUGAGAAUAAAAUCUGGCAUGAGGAUAUCCAUCGCAAGAUUGAAACGGGCGGGCCAUCGGUUUGGGAUCAGCUACUAACCAUUGUCGAGAACGAGAUUGUCAAGUUCAAGCUCGAUAUCGAUUGGGAACGCAGGACUGAGGACGCUUGGAAGAUUCGCAACAUUUAUGAGUCGACUAUUUCGGACAACAUGUUGCGCUUUUCAGAGAAUGCGCGCUCAUGUCUGUCCGAGGUUGAAGUCUUUUGCGGAUUCAUCCUGAACAAGAGAGGUGGCCAGACGCGACGGCAACGCGAUUCAUCCAUCAAGCUAAAGGAGGAAAUCGACCGCAUCAUUACGUUCAUCGUCAAGCAAAUCCGCGACCGUGGCGUUGGUAACGACGCCGAGACCCUGAGCACGGCUACCGAGGCGUCUGCCGCGGCUCCGAACCGGUGGAGAGAGGACGUGGUGGAGCUCUGCUGGGCGUGCGUCGCCAUUGCUUGUAUCAAAAAGGAAGAUGCCCCGUUUGUGUAUCACGAGACUGGGGAGCUGCAGAGCUUCCGCGUGGUGGCGGCGUGUUGUCUUCUUAAGGAGCUGAACAAUCUGGCCAGGAAGAUGGAUGCUAGCUCCGGAGGGGGAUUUGUCGGUGUUGGACGGGGUGGACGAGGCGGUAAGCGGAUGACGCUUCCGCUGCGAUGA
Molecule: messenger RNA, 3783 nt
Organism: Fusarium keratoplasticum
Lineage: Eukaryota; Fungi; Ascomycota; Sordariomycetes; Hypocreales; Nectriaceae
Product: RNA-dependent RNA polymerase
Exons: 3
Coding region: 1-3783 (1260 amino acids)
Biological process (GO): siRNA processing
Cellular component (GO): nuclear RNA-directed RNA polymerase complex
Molecular function (GO): RNA-directed RNA polymerase activity
Source: RefSeq, a predicted model, not a curated record